Molecule: messenger RNA, 2124 nt
Organism: Saccoglossus kowalevskii
Lineage: Eukaryota; Metazoa; Hemichordata; Enteropneusta; Harrimaniidae
Gene: Brn3
Product: BRN3 transcription factor
Biological process (GO): regulation of transcription by RNA polymerase II
Molecular function (GO): RNA polymerase II cis-regulatory region sequence-specific DNA binding; DNA-binding transcription factor activity, RNA polymerase II-specific
Source: RefSeq, marked provisional
GUUCCAUUUUCGAUUCGUUCCCCUUAUUGCGUACACACUGUUGUCACGAGCUGUGUGGAGCAACUCACUACGUCGUCAAAGAUGAUGAUGCAGAAAGACCACGUCAGUAUGCACCCGCCGAUACCCGCCGCGCCCAAGUACUCGCCCUUACAUAGACACGAUCACAGUUCCGAAAUGAUGCGAAGACACUGCAUGGCAACUACUACGAGCAAUAUAUUCGGCGGAUUGGAUGACAGUUUACUGGCACGGGCAGAGGCACUGGCUGCAGUGGAUGCGGUCUCCGUAGCAAAAGGAGCACCUGGUUUGAAUUUCAAGAACGACACUGGCUACCAUCAUCACAUGAACGGUUCAAACCACCAUCCGCAUCUUUCCGCUCCUACCUCAAGAUCUAUACACCCAGGCCUAGAUCAUGGAGAACUUCUUGGGGAUCCAAUGUCCAUGGCGAUAUCCAUGUCAAAUCCAAUGCCGUUUACAAGUAUCGGAGAUUCGAUCACGACGAUGGCGCAGCAUCAUCAGAGUCAUGUCAGCAUGUCCGGACACCACCACCACGUCAUGGCAGCCCCACACUCUAUGAUGACACACGGCAUGACGGACUUAGACACGGAUCCAAGAGAAUUGGAAGCGUUUGCUGAACACUUCAAACAGCGUCGCAUCAAACUGGGUGUCACACAGUGUGAUGUCGGGUCGGCACUGGGCAAUCUAAAACUCCCCGGCGUUGGGUCGUUAAGCCAGAGUACAAUCUGUCGUUUUGAGUCACUGACACUAAGCCACAAUAACAUGAUCGCUCUGAAGCCAAUACUCAGUGCCUGGCUUGAGGAAGCCGAGAAAGCUGCCAAAAGCAAAGACAAAAAUCCAGAUAUUUUCAGCAACGGCGAAAAGAAACGCAAACGGACGAGCAUUGCGGCGCCGGAGAAACGAUCAUUGGAAGCGUAUUUCGCGGUUCAGCCACGACCAUCCAGUGAAAAGAUUGCAGCCAUUGCCGAGAAGCUUGAUCUAAAGAAAAAUGUAGUGCGCGUGUGGUUCUGUAACCAAAGGCAAAAGCAAAAGAGGAUGAAAUUCUCGGCACAAGGCAGGUGAUCACAAUUCCGAACUUUUAAAAAACGAACUCACACGAUAUGGGACGAGAAGCUCCAUCUCUUUAGCGUCUAUCGGUAUUGUAAGAUUUCCGUUACAUACACCCAUUUAAUUUUAUUUAUUUACGUUUUGUCAUACUUUUUUAAUCUUAUAUUGUCAUAAUCUGUUAAUUUGAACACAAGGUACCGUACUUAGAAUCGCAGCCAGAAAUUAUUUUUUAUUUGAUGUAUUUGAACUCUUUGAGCUGGCAACGGUGCGACAAAAUAGUUAAUGGUUCGAGCACUCGUUUUAACUUUCCUUAUCGUCUUUUAACUUGAUGGGAAGAUGGGCGAUUUGGAGAUAAACUAAGACAAUAGAUAGUAUGAAUAUUUUUGGGCUGUUUGUUUGUAGUGACUCUUGGCUCGUAACACAACAAUCAUUAUGAUACCGUGUCGUUUUGACAUCAAUUCUAUGUUAUCGGUGAUUGUAAUGUUAAGGGGGAUUCCUAUUGUCACAGUAUCAGAGAAAUAUCCAGGUUCUCAGUAUAAAUUCGAAAUCAUCAACAUUAGAACAAAUUCUUUUUGUAUAUUAUCAUAUAUUUUUUAACAUUGUUAACAAAAAUUUCGCUUCUGAAUUUGAAAACUGUUUUAAACACAGAAAACACACCCGUCGUUAGACAUUUUAAUUGGACAGAGGAGAUAGAUUCGAUGCGUCGCGCAUGCAAAACAAAAGCUCUUCUUUUCCGAGGGGACUUUUUCACGGCUUUUCGCAUCGAAGCGAAGCCAAUUAUUUUAAUGUUUGGAUGUACUUAGAGAGGGAGGGUAAUUUAUCUUUUGAUAUGUAUGUGAUGAUUUUGAUAGUAAAAUUACAUAUCACUAUAUUACCAUGAAAUUACAAUAUUUCAUUUCUAUAAUAAUAGUACAAGAAACAAGAACGUGUGAAUAUCAGAAUAUUUUUUUCUGUAUUGCUCCGCCUUCUAUGUUCUGUGUUCGUGCCAUUUUCUUUCUGAUGGCUUACACUUUAAAUACUAGCACCACAAAGACAAUAAAUAUAAAUAAUAUUGUGUCACGA